This is a messenger RNA of Formica exsecta, 2357 nucleotides long. RefSeq names its product vasorin-like. NCBI's taxonomy places the organism in Eukaryota, Metazoa, Arthropoda, Insecta, Hymenoptera, Formicidae. The record is from RefSeq and is a predicted model, not a curated record. The transcript has 5 exons. Gene Ontology annotation, cellular component: extracellular matrix. Bases 564 to 1886 code for a protein of 440 amino acids. Gene Ontology annotation, molecular function: protein binding.
AUGCUAACAGCAUUUCGGACGCGAGUCUUGUCGCGAGAUGCAACAUUAACUCAUCUCUCCGCGCGUUCUAAUAACUCAUAAAUUUCGCAAACUCAGAGAUACUAUUCCAAUAAUGUUUAAUUGAAAAAAUAUGUGCGAUUAAGUGUGGCAGAGUGAGACAAUCGCCGACCAGCUGCCGCAAAUCGGUGGAUUUACGUGCGACGGCGUCGCUUCAUAAUCGCCAAUUUAUCUGAAAGCGGUACGUUAGCCUCGAUGAAUUUGAACUUCUGACCGAGGACAAAUUAAAUUUAACGCUCGGCGCUGACGCGAGAAGUCGUUCUGUGAAAAAUUAUUUGUUUUCGAUGCGGCCUGCGUAACUAAUACGAUCGUGCAUUCGAACUUUAUCAAAUUGAAAGAGAUAAAAUAUACAGCAGAGUAUCGUGGAUGAAUUCCAUUCCAUUGCCAUUCCAUCGAAUCGCGGUGUAAGAAGCAUAGUUGACGCUAGGUGGUCCCGGUGGUGCGGUCGGGUGCAUCGAGAAAUCGGAUCGCAAAAAAAAGCAUCGACUAAUCAGAUACCACCUGGCAUGAUGUGGCUCGGAUCAUUCAUAUUUUUGGCCAUUGUCGUUUUAUUCGUCUCGGCGACAACGGUGGUUGAUCUGUCAUUCCAUAAAUUAAAAAAAGAAACUUUCUUUGUGAGAAUGCAAUCGCAAUAUAAUCAUUUGAAAGGAGUGACAGACCUCAAUUUGAAGGGAAACGAGUUUGACAGUUUCCUAGAUUGCUCCACUAAUUUAGAAAAUCUUAGAACGCUAGAUUUGUCCCAGAAUCAUCUCGUACGAUUCUUUUUCCUGUGCAAAGAAGAAUAUAAUCUGCAAGUGUUAAAUGUGAGCCACAAUAAAUUAGAGUACAUCGAUGACAAUGCUUUCAAUGAUCGGAUACCAAAGCUGAAGAUAUUAGAUCUUUCUUUCAACAAACUCACUGUCGUUAAUGAAACCAUGCUGCAAUAUUUCACGGUUCUCGAAUAUCUAUCUCUAUCUCAUAAUCCUAUAGGAGAUGGGAUACAUGAAAGCGCAUUUUGGAACUUAGAAGCACUGAAGCAUCUUGAUCUGAAGAAUAUAUCCGCACCAUAUUUUUCAUCCGUUUUCUUCAAGACCUUGACGAAUCUGUCAACCCUCGACCUAUCCUGGAAUCCAAUCGACACGAUACCUCUAUUACCGAUAAAUUUGCAGGAGUUGGAUUUAUCCGGCACGCAAGUGAUAAGUUUUGAAAAAUUGUAUCUACCAAAGUUACGAGAACUGAAGCUGAACUACAUGUCGAACUUAACAUCAUUCGCGCUGAAUGAUCUCGAAAACCUCACCGGUCUGGAGAUAUUAUCAAUGAUCGGUUGCAGACGAUUAAUUCAGCUUAGCCUUUGGCCGCAGCUCGGUGUUGUGCUACCUCGGUUGCAACAUCUCUCGAUAAAAGAGUGCGGCCUUGAAACCUUGGAUAUCGAGCUGCGUGCAUUGGUGAAACGAACACCGGUCGUCGAGCUGGACAACAAUCCCUGGAAAUGCGAUUGUAAAUUGGAAUGGAUCGGUCUGUUAAAUUCGAGCAGAAAUCUCAGUCGAGAUAUCAGAUGCUACGCACCGGAUCAACACCAUGGCAAACUACUCGCUGAAAUACCAAACUACGAGCUGGAAUGCGAAUACGACUCAUCAAUUCUUUAUCCGAUUCUGUGGACAUGUCUCUCGCUAAUAAUUGUUUUCCUAAUCAUCGCCAUGAUUGUAGUCUUCUUCAAACGACCGAUAAGUCAAUGGAGUUUUAAAGGAAAAAACGGGGAUACCGUCACGUACAAGAAUGUCAUCGAAUCGAACAAUGAUCUGGUCCGAAUAUUGGCGGUAUCCGAGGCGCACGAACGCAACGAAGAAUGAAGCCAAAUUAAAGAGAAAGAAUACACAAGAGUAUACGGACAAUCAUUCGGCUUAAUCGUAGAUAUUCCAUCGUAGAUAUAUCAUCAAAUUUUUUGCAAAAAUUUUGUUACAAUAUUUACUUUGAAUAAUAUAAUGUAGCAUUGUUAAUGUGAUGACACAACGUAAAAUGUCAACAAGAAUAGAUAUUGAUGUAUAUAGAGUAAUCUAAAAAUUACUAUUUGCAAGGUGUUAAAAUUUUUAUGUGCCCGAUAAUAAGAUUAAUUCCAGGAUUACACCGUUAGAUAACAAAUUAUUACACAAUCAAAUAUAUAUUGUAGUAAACACUAAGAAAAGUCUUUUAUGCCACGCUCUGUAAAUUCGAAAGACCAUGUGCCAUGGAUUCGAGUACUCGUAGGGUAUUCCCAGUGUUCGAUAAUAAUGCGAAACUCUUCUGCGGUCGAAUAAAACGUCUUUUUUUUCUGUCGGUAAGAA